AUGACAACUAGAACUCGAGCUAGAAACAACGAAAAUCCCGAGGGUGACGAACUAGUUAAUCACAUCCCAAUCCGUGAUACCGAAAACAUGUUUAGAAAACAACACCCUCCAACUUUUGACGGCUUAGGCAAUCCGUUAGACGCCGAAAAAUGGGUUAGAGCGAUAGAGCGAAUAUUUGCAUAUAUAAGGUGUGAAGAUCGUGAGAAGGUAAUAUAUGCAAAAUACCAGCUGAUUGAUGAAGCUGACUUUUGGUGGGAGUCAGUCGAAAGGACUAUGACUCAAGCGCAAAAAGACACUUUGACUUGGGAAGGCUUCAAAGAAAAGUUGUUUGAAAAAUUUAUUCCAGAAUGUUAUAGGCAAAAGAGACAAAAUGAGUUUUGGAAUUUAAGACAGGGAAAAAGUACGGUCACAGAAUAUGAUCGUGCAUUUAAUCGAUUGUCAAGAUAUUAUCCACAACUGGUGGAUACUGAUGAAAAGAAAGCUGACAGAUUCAGAAAAGGGCUGCGUCCUGAAAUCGCAGUUUCAUUGGCUAGUCAGGGAACACUAACCUAUGCCCAAUCACUAACAAGGGCAUUAAACAUUGAGACAUUACUGCCAAAAGAAAGAGAGAAAGGAGCCAUACAACAAUUUGAGGGGGAUAGAGGAAAAAGGAAAUGGGAGGAUCGAGCAUCGGGAGAAGAAAUUGUAAAAAGGGGAUUUUGGAGAGGGCCACCACAACAACAAUUCCUGCCACAACAACUCCAACAACAACAAUUUCAACCUCGACAGCCACAACAAUUUCAACAGCGGCCAUCGCGACCCCAACAAUAUUAUCAACAGUACCCCCAACAGUGGGGAUUUUCGGGACAGAAACCUGUGUGUCCCCAAUGUAAGAAACCUCACUUAGGAGAAUGUCGGAUUGGAACAAAUGUUUGCUUUAGAUGUGGGAAGUCGGGAUAUAUGAUUAAAGAUUGCACCAAUGGAAAAUGGUCAAUGAAGGGUCAGCAACAGCAAGGUCAAGGACCUACUAAGACUCACGGGCCAAUAAUGAGACAACCUCAACAGGCAAGGGCUUAUGCUUUGAACAAGCAACAGGUUGGAAAUGCGCCCGAGAACUUAGCAGGUAUGAUCUAUAUAAACGAAACUCCAAUCUUAGCGCUAUUUGAUACAGGAGCUUCACAUUCGUUUAUAUCUAAGGUUGCGUGUGAAAAGUUAUCUAUAGUAACUGAAGUACCUGAAUUGGCAUUGAGCGUGAGUAUACCAACAGGAAAUACGGUUACUAUAUUAGAAGUUAGUAAGGGUCAAGAUGUUAAAAUUGGAGACCUAAUAUUUAAAGCUGACCUGCAUGUCAUCGACAUGAAAGGAAUUGACGUUAUUUUCAGAAUGGACUGGUUAGAAAAAAAUAGAGCAACGAUAUGUUGUCAGGAGAGGGAAAUUUUGUUCCAAACACCUAAUGGAGAGAAAAUUAUUUUUCAAGGAGGGAGACUUGGAACAGAAGUGCCUGUUAUAACCGCAAUGAAAGCCAAUAAGAUGUUGAGAAAAGGAAAUUGCCAAGCAUUCUUGGUAAACUUAACGGCGGAAAAGGAAAAUGAAUUGAAAAUAGAUGAUGUGUCAGUAGUAUGA
Molecule: messenger RNA, 1602 nt
Organism: Salvia miltiorrhiza (redroot sage)
Lineage: Eukaryota; Viridiplantae; Streptophyta; Magnoliopsida; Lamiales; Lamiaceae
Exons: 1
Coding region: 1-1602 (533 amino acids)
Biological process (GO): proteolysis
Molecular function (GO): zinc ion binding; aspartic-type endopeptidase activity; nucleic acid binding
Source: RefSeq, a predicted model, not a curated record